Molecule: messenger RNA, 1326 nt
Organism: Australozyma saopauloensis
Lineage: Eukaryota; Fungi; Ascomycota; Pichiomycetes; Serinales; Metschnikowiaceae
Product: tRNA-specific adenosine deaminase
Exons: 1
Coding region: 1-1326 (441 amino acids)
Biological process (GO): tRNA wobble adenosine to inosine editing
Molecular function (GO): RNA binding; tRNA-specific adenosine-37 deaminase activity
Source: RefSeq, a predicted model, not a curated record
AUGCCAGACGGUAGCCAAUUGGGCCAACAAAUCGCUGAUCUCGUCGUCGAAACUUACAACAGCAUCCAGAACAAGGCAGCCAAACCCAUUGUGAGACUGAAUGGCGUUCGCGAAUGGACAAUAUUGGCUGGGCUAGUUGCUAUAGAAGAUGGAUCGUUAACACCUCUUACAUUGGCAACAGGCAUGAAAGCAAUGCCGAAUGAAGUUAGAGAAUACUCUUCAGGGCUUAUAGUUCAUGAUUUGCAUGCAGAAAUCCUCUGUCUACGAAUGUUUAAUCGGCUAUUGAUGGCAGAGGUAAAUAGACUUGAAGAAGAGGAACUGAGACGGAAAACAGGGAAACGGCUAGAUUCUGACGGCGAAUGUGAAUUUUCUCAACUGAAGAAACAGAAUUUGGGGAAAAUCAGCGACGCAUCAGGGAGUACGGAAGAAUCUCUUGGAAACAGAAGAGGUUUGGGUGGAGCAUCAAUUAAUUCGUAUGGUAAUGGGAAAAGCGAGGACGCGGAAAUAAAAGAUGAAGAAGUAUCCGAAUCAAAAUCCCAGAUUGAGACCCUGCUUUUGAAGCGUAAUGGUGAAAAGUUUGCUUUGAGGAGUGGUGUCAAACUAGCGCUCUAUAUUUCGGAGCCGCCCUGUGGAGAUGCAUCAAUGUCUCAUAUCUCCAAUGACGAGAAAUCGUGGGAACAUAGCAAUACGGAGGAAGUGGUCAGAGGAAGAGCCCAUUUCAACACUGUUGGCAUUGUCAGGACUAAACCGGGUAGGGCAGACAGCAAAGUCAGUUACAGCAAGUCUUGUUCGGAUAAGCUAUGUGUGAAACAGUACACUGGAAUUCUCAAUUCCAUCAGCAGUCAUUUCGUUGAACCCAUUUACCUCGACUACUUGGUAAUACCAGCACUGAAGUUCCUGGAAAUCGACUUCAGAAGGUGCUUUCAGAGCCGUGCCACUGGACCAAAGCCCCCUAGCGCACAUUUUAUUUCAGCGCUCCCAUUCAAAGAUGAUAAAUUCCCUUACAAGAAAGAGAGCGAUGCCACAAGUCCGCUGCCCUUGAGCUAUGUAUUCUGCGCCAAGACAAAAGAAAGCCAGGUGCUUCAGAAUGGAGUCAAAAACGGUGCAUAUGUGAAGAACAAACCACCACGUAAAAAUGGAGCUUCUUGUAUUUGUCGCCAGAGUUUAUGCCAACAAGUGGGAGCCAAGUUGCAACAGUAUCAGAAUUAUGAGGAAGUUAAGACAGCCAAUAUCGCUCGACAGCAGCUCAAAACUCUUGUGAGAUCUCUGCUCGGCUCAUGGCCAGAGUCUGCACCCGAAAAUUUCGUUCUCGAGCAUUCUACGUGA